GUCUCUGGGAUGCAUUUUAUAUGAGAUGUGCUGCAUGAACCGUGCAUUUACUGGACACGGUUUUUUGUCUGUUGUGUUAAAAAUUGUGGAAGGUGAUACACCUUCACUUCCUGAUAGAUAUCCAAGCAAACUCAAUGCUGUACUGUGCAGCAUGUUAAAUAAGAAUCCUUCAUUGAGACCAGCAGCAGGAGAGAUACUAAAAAUCCCUUAUAUUGAUGAACAACUACAGAAUAUACAGUACAAGUUCACAAACACAACUGUGAAAGACAAGGCACUUAACUGGCAGAAAGAAGCUGCUCCCAUUUUUGAUGCUGUGCAGAGGAAAGUUCACUUGCAAACUUUGCAGGAACUGUCUGAAGUACAGAAAAUGACACCGCGGGAACGAAUGAGACUGAGGAAGUUAAAUGCUGCAGAUGAGAAAACAAAGAAGUUGAAACAGCUGGCAGAAGAAAAAUAUCAAGAAAAUAUCAAAAGAAUGCAAGAAUUCAGGUUCCAUAAUUUUCAGCAGCUGAAUGUCAAUGUUCUACAUGAAUCUGAUGAGCAGACUUCAGAAGCCCUAAUUCAUUCUCAGCCAGUCAUUACAUGCGACUGCGUAUCCACAGGACAAGAUGGACCAUGUGGAAAUGAGACAAGUCAACUCUGCAUGUCCGAACUUGCAGACCAUGAGAUCCCUGAAGACCCAGAAAUUGCAGAAGAAUAUUAUAAUGAUGAGUUUGAAUCCUGUUCAGAAGGCAGUGAAGAGGAGGAGGACGCGGAAGCAUCGCAGACUGUCUCUAAGACAAAUCACCAGGACAGUGAUGUCGAGGCUAUGGUCAAGUAUUUGGAGAGUGUCUUGAAUGAUAGCUCAUUGGGCUCGGGGACUGUCACCAGAGUGUCUCCAGGGCUGCCCCAGGGAUUCAGAGCUCUCAACGGCACUAUGGCUGAGACCAAACUGAAACGCAUGAGGGAAUCUGCCAUUGGGAAGCUGGGAGUGGAGGUGUUUGAAGCUGUGUACAGCUAUCUCAAGCAAGUGAGACAGCAGGAUGCCGAUGAGGAGGAGAUCAGGAGACAUCUGGAGAAACUGGUUGCUAGAGCAAGUGAUUGCUUUGAAGUGGAUCAGCUUCUCUACUUCGAGGAGCAGCUACAGGCUUCAGAAUCAUGUCUUCACUGCAAAAGGUGUGCCAGUAACAGCACUGGAAAUAGCAAGGAGGAGUGA
Messenger RNA from Leptosomus discolor (cuckoo roller), 1195 nucleotides. The record is from RefSeq and is a predicted model, not a curated record. NCBI's taxonomy places the organism in Eukaryota, Metazoa, Chordata, Aves, Leptosomiformes, Leptosomidae.